UCUUCAUAAAGUCUUGUGAAGUACAGAGUUUCUGUUCCUUUCCCUCUGAUCAUUGAAACUCAAGAACUUGAUGGAACUCAAGUUGAGGAAAUUGCAACAAAGAAAAUUUAUUUUUCCAAAUGGGUUUUCUCAGAUAUACACUUCACCUGAUCGAUUUCCUCGCUUGGCCGGUACUUGCUCUGGGCUAUCCUCUAUUUGCAUCAAUACGAGCGAUUGAGACUGGCUCCAAGUAUCACAUGAGGAAGCUAGUCACAUAUUGGACCAUCUUUUCCUUUAUUUCUCUGUUUGAGCACGUGUUUGAGAAGCUUAUUGAAUGGGUUCCUCUCUGGCCAUAUAUAAAAUUAAUAACCAUAUGUUGGUUGGUGAUACCGCCGUUUAACGGUGCAUGUUAUCUUUAUCAAAACCUUAUUCGUCCAUGUUUUCCACUUAAACUGCACGAUAGUAUCAGGCAGUUUAGUGAUCCUUGCUAUGUCUACCAACGCCUUCUAUAUUUGUGCUUGUCUGUCAACCUUCAAACUGUUACUGACUGGUUUAACAAACCAAUGGAGGAUCCAUAUCUCAAGAAUGAAACAUUUCUGGCUGUGGCAGAGAGGUAUCUUGAAGAAAAUGGUUCUGAUGCUCUGGAGAAACUUAUUGCAGACAAGGAUUAUAGUUCGAAUCAUCAUGCAGAAGAGAUCAAGCCUACUGAUACUAGUGAUGAAGCAGGAAAGCUUUCCCUCAACCAGAGAGAAUGUGAAGGGAGUGAUCCUGUUUGGGAAGAUAUCAAAGUGAUGGAGCAUAUGGCAAAACAUGAAGCUGCUGAGACCAAACUGGGAUAUCCAAUUCAGAUUGAGAAGAAAACGACAGGAGUGCAGGUCAAGGAAAUGGUAGUUCCAGCAGAUGCUGAAGAGAUUAAACUUCCAGAGAUUACGUCUUCAAAGCAAGUUCAGACAGAGUGGACUUGUGCAGUAUGCCAAGUGAUAACCAGCUCAGAGCAGAACUUGAAGUCCCAUCUUAACGGAAUGAAACAUAAAGCAAGGUGUGCAGGGCUGAAAACUUGCAAGCAAACAGCCAAAAGUGAAGGAAGCUCACCUGUUACAACAAAGUCAAAUCAGCUUAAUCAGGAGAAAGUCAAACAUGAAGCUGCAGCACGAUCAGAGCACAUUGCUAAUGAAGCAGCUGAGCCCAAACAGGUUAAAAUUCUGAAGGAAACUCCAAUUCAGAUUGAAAAGAAAACAACUGCUGUGCAGAUCAAGGAAACAGCGCUUCCAGCAGAUGCCGAGGAGAUUAAACUCCCAGAAACUAAUUCCGUAAAGAAAGUUCAGACAGAGUGGACGACAACUAAGUCAGAGCAUGACUUGGAGUGCCAUCUUCUAGGGAGGAGAGAUGAGGAAAAUUGUGAAGUGCUGAAAACUUUCAAGAAAACAGCAAAAACUGAAAGAAACCCCUCUUUUCCUCCAAAUAUGCCAGACAAGCUUAAGGAGCAAGUAAAACAUGCAAUUUCAACAAAAAGAAAGCAUAGUACUAAUGAAAAACCUAAAGAAAAGGUCCAACUAGGAGCUACUGGACAACAUCAAAAGCAGAAGCAAGUGAAGAAAGCUGGCGGUGCUGCUCAUAAUUCUAAGCUGUGGUGUAGGUUUUGUAACAUUAGGUGCCCUGGCGAGAUUGAUAUGGCUUCACAUCUUAAUGGUAGGAAGCACUUGGCAAAACUUCAAGAAACAAUGAGUUUUACUGGUGGAACGUGGGCUUCGGAUUAUGCAAAUAUGCAAUUUUACCAGGGUAUUUGAAGGUGUUUGGUCUAAUUUAGGGGGCGUGCCGUUGAAGCUACUUUGUUCUAUUAUCCAUACUGAAAUUUAGUUGUUUAAUCACUGGGAAGGAAAAAAAGAGGAAAAGUUUAUGUCGAAAGGUGAGAUAUCAUUGUGUAUAAUCAGUUGGUAUGAGCAAUCAGAGCUUCUAAUUUUAA
Lycium barbarum (goji berry) is the source of this 1942-nucleotide messenger RNA. RefSeq lists its product as uncharacterized. The transcript is spliced from 8 exons. Gene Ontology annotation, molecular function: nucleic acid binding; zinc ion binding. The record is from RefSeq and is a predicted model, not a curated record. The coding region runs from base 120 to 1766 and encodes 548 amino acids. NCBI's taxonomy places the organism in Eukaryota, Viridiplantae, Streptophyta, Magnoliopsida, Solanales, Solanaceae.